AAUGUUAUCGAGUCCUGCUCAUCUCCAAACAUUGUUAUUGCCUGCUAACCAAUAUAGGAAUAUAAACUAAAUUACGUUUCAAAAGAUUAACAAUGGGCGUGUUAGGGAAUGUUAUGGGCUACUUCACACAAGAAACAUCCAGGAACAAGAACUUGUCCAUCAUCGCUGGACUACUGUUCUUUGUAGGAUGGUGGAUCCUAAUUGAUGCAAUGUCUAUCGACGGCAAGCACCAGAUUACCACAGGACACGUCUUCAUAGGCAUUUUCGGCACCAUCAGCUUUUGCAUGGUGAACGUCGUCAAAGGAGAGCAUAUUUCCGAAGAACACAAUUCGUCCGAGUCGGGAGCCAGGAUAGCCAAAAUAUGGCUAUUGGUGGGCUUUUUCAUGGGCUUCGCUUCCAUUAUCGCCGCCGUGUGGGUCAUGAUCGAUGACUUCAUCAACAACGAUAAGAAGGAUGGAUGGUUUGGCGUUGCCCUGCUGCUCCAGAACGUGUUCAUCCUUUUUGCCAGCUUAAUCUACAAGUUUGGACGGAACGAAGAGGAUUGGAACGAGUAGAAAGAGUCCAUCCAUUGGCGCACGGGGAAAUGCUGCUUUUAGUUCUUACACUCAUACGUACAUAUUCGAGUCCACGAAUUAAUGUCUUGGGCAGAGGCCACACACGCCCCCACCGGCUUAGCCCCAUUUAAAUGCAUUAACUUAAUCAACUCUCCGUUCCUAGUUCCAAUCAUAUUUUGUGGAAUCGGAAUAUAUGCAAUUUUAAUGCUUUAAAAUAACUAGCCGCUUCUACGGUUUUAAACAUUCUACUGCUCUGACUUAGUUUUAUAAUUUAAAAAAUUGUCAUCGAAUCCGGUUCCGCAGAUUUGGUCGGAAGGGAACGGGAGCUAGGGCCAAUAAUCUCAUUUAUACUAAAAAAGAAAUUUAUAAUAAACGACAAGUCACUUGA
This is a messenger RNA of Drosophila ananassae, 942 nucleotides long. Its product is annotated as transmembrane protein 50B. The record is from RefSeq and is a predicted model, not a curated record. Lineage: Eukaryota; Metazoa; Arthropoda; Insecta; Diptera; Drosophilidae. The transcript has 4 exons. The coding region runs from base 93 to 554 and encodes 153 amino acids. Gene Ontology annotation, biological process: protein targeting to vacuole; late endosome to vacuole transport via multivesicular body sorting pathway.